Molecule: messenger RNA, 1278 nt
Organism: Podarcis lilfordi (Lilford's wall lizard)
Lineage: Eukaryota; Metazoa; Chordata; Lepidosauria; Squamata; Lacertidae
Source: the annotation of a GenBank genome assembly
AUGACUGAAAAACGGCAAAUAUCUACUGCUGAACAUAUUUUUAUUAAUCUGUACUUAUGUAUUAUUCUUGAAAACAAACAAAAAUAUACAAAAACAAACAAUCAUGACCACUUCUAUCUAGUACUUUCCUCUUCAGCGUAAUGGCACCUUAGGGCAGAAAAUCGAAAAGCUCUUUCGAAGGCGCGAGCCUCGGCUUAACUCCGAAGGAAGCCUACUGAAUUUCAGCCGGAUCCGCUGUCGAGGAAAAGCGCUCAUCGCACAGCAUCGCAGCCCCAGUGUGCCUGCCUACGCUCGACCGCUAGUGGCCGCUGCUCCGAAAAAAAACCCUUUCCCCCCUUUCCCUUUGGCCGGGCGCAAAGGGAAGCAGUUUGGCCCUCCGUGGGCACCGUAGUAGGCGGACGGUGGGAAACAUGGCGCUGAGCUCGGAGCCGCUCUCGGAGCGCUCCGUGAAGUUGGCGGUGCUGCUGGCCUUCGCUUCGGGGGUGCUGGUGGGCUGGCAGGCGAACAGGGCGCGCAGGCGCUACCUCGACUGGCGGAAGAAGCGGCUGCAGGACCAGCUGGCGGCCACGCAGAAGAAGCUGGACCUGGCGUAAGGCAGGUGAGGACGUCGCGGGAUGGUGGCCGGGAAGGGUCAUGCCCCUCUGCAUGGCUUCUUGAGGGAGUGGUGGCCGGGAAGGGUCAUUCCCCUCUGCAUGGCUUCUCGGGGGAGUGGUGGCCGGGAAGGGUCAUGCCCCCUUCCAUGGCUUUCUAAAAAGAGGACUGCUGGCUUUUGAACGCCAAACUAGCAGUUGGCUACCCAACUUUUAUUUGCUUCAAUGUAUCCACUUUUGAUUUUGAAGAAACCUGAAUAGAUAGACGCGGGUGGCGCUGUGGGUUAAACCACAGAGCCUAGGACUUGCCGAUCAGAAGGUCGGCGGUUCGAAUCCCCGCAACGGGGUGAGCUCCCGUUGCUUGGUCCCUGCUCCUGCCAACCUAGCAGUUCGAAAGCACAUCAAAGUGCAAGUAGAUAAAUAGGUACCGCUCUGGCGGGAAGGUAAACGGCGUUCUCUGGUUCGCCAGAAGGCUCCCUCGGCCAAUAAAGCGAGAUGAGCGCCGCAACCCCGGAGUCGGUCACGACUGGACCUAAUGGUCAGGGGUCCCUUUACCUUUACCUAUCCACUUUUGAUUUUGAAGAAACCUGAAUAGAUAGCAUCAUUUAUUUUAUUAUUAUUUUGUUUCUCUUCCUAUCAACAGCCUGGAGCAAAUGGAAGCAAGAGGAAGCCUUUGGAUCAAAUCUGA